AUGUUCAACCCGCUCAUCCUGCUUCUGGCGACCUCGACGUCGGCCUACUACUAUCCGUACGACGACCUCAUCCCGCCGGUGACGUCAUUGGAGUCGAAACCUCCUUUCGGUUUCCUCAACGUCGCCAAGAAUCCCGUCAGAAGCCCUCUGGACAACGACUUCUGGCGGAAGAUGGCAGUUCGCCGAAUCUCUGGAAUGCCUCUGAGGACGCCGCCACGCUCACGGCCCGUCUUCGACUUUUCACUCUGA
This is a messenger RNA of Caenorhabditis auriculariae, 249 nucleotides long. The record is from the annotation of a GenBank genome assembly. NCBI's taxonomy places the organism in Eukaryota, Metazoa, Nematoda, Chromadorea, Rhabditida, Rhabditidae.